Messenger RNA from Ficedula albicollis (Collared flycatcher), 5127 nucleotides. RefSeq names its product zinc finger E-box binding homeobox 2 (gene ZEB2). The transcript has 10 exons. The record is from RefSeq and is a predicted model, not a curated record. NCBI's taxonomy places the organism in Eukaryota, Metazoa, Chordata, Aves, Passeriformes, Muscicapidae. Gene Ontology annotation, biological process: anatomical structure development; regulation of transcription by RNA polymerase II. The coding region runs from base 550 to 4194 and encodes 1214 amino acids. Gene Ontology annotation, molecular function: DNA-binding transcription factor activity, RNA polymerase II-specific; RNA polymerase II cis-regulatory region sequence-specific DNA binding.
CGGGAGGAGGUGGAAUUGCAUUUCUGCCGCUAAAGCGUUCGCGGAGACUUCAAGGUAUAAUCUAUCCCAGAUCCUUUCCCAGAGAGAAACUUGGCGAUCACGUUUCCACAUGAUGCUCACGUUUGGUGCUCUCCAAUUAUCCCUCCCCACAAAGAUAGGUGGCGUGUGUUGCAGGGUCUCUCCUCUCGCUCGUACAGAAAAGAAAAAGAAAAAAAUGUCAUUAGAAGAGGCGUAACACGUCAGUCCGUCCCCAGGUUUGUGUUUCCUGGAGUGGCAGAAAGAGAUCAGUCCUAACCUGCCCAGCAGGAAUAACGGUCCUUCCGACAACUCUUUGCAAGGCUUUUUACAAUUUCUCCAGGAGCUGCAUCUCCCUUCACCUUUUCUACUCCACUUCGCGGCUUCUUCAUGCUUUUUCUUCUCAGCAUUUCUGGCCAAAACUACAAACAAGACUUCGCAGAGCCUGCGUGCUGCUGCCGCUGCCGCUGCCGCCGCUGCUGCUGAAUCAGGGAGUCGAGCCCAUGCGAACUGCCAUCUGAUCCACUCUUAUCAAUGAAGCAGCAGAUCAUGGCGGAUGGCCCCAGGUGUAAGAGGCGAAAACAAGCCAACCCCCGGAGGAAAAACGUAGUGAACUAUGAAAAUGUAGUGGAAACGGGUUCAGAAACAGAUGAGGAGGACAAGCUACACAUUGCUGAGGACGAGAGUGCUAUCAACACUCUGGACCAGGAAACUAGUCCAGCCAGUGUGCCCAACCAUGAGUCUUCCCCACAUGUGAGCCAAGCAACGUUGCCCAGAGAGGAAGAGGAAGAUGAAAUGAGGGAAAGUGGAGUCGAUCACACCUGGCACAACAAUGAGAUCCUGCAAGCCUCUGUAGAUGGUCAAGAGGAAAUGAAGGAAGAUUAUGACACUAUGGGGCCUGAAGCCACAAUUCAGACCACUGGAAACAAUGGUACAGUGAAGAACGCAAAUUGCACGUCGGACUUUGAGGAAUAUUUUGCCAAAAGGAAACUGGAGGAAGGAGAUGGGCAUGCAGUCAGCAUAGCAGAGUACCUGCAGCGCAGUGACACAGCCAUUAUUUACCCUGAAGCCCCCGAGGAACUGUCUCGUCUUGGCACUCCAGAGGCCAAUGGGCAAGAAGAAAAUGACCUGCCACCUGGAACUCCAGAUGCCUUCGCCCAACUGCUGACCUGCCCCUACUGCGACCGGGGCUACAAGCGCCUGACGUCCCUCAAGGAGCACAUCAAGUACCGCCACGAGAAGAACGAGGAGAACUUCUCGUGCCCUCUCUGUAACUACACGUUUGCCUACCGCACCCAGCUCGAGCGGCAUAUGGUGACACACAAGCCAGGGACAGAUCAGCACCAAAUGCUGACCCAAGGAGCAGGCAAUCGCAAGUUCAAAUGCACUGAGUGUGGCAAGGCCUUCAAAUAUAAACACCAUCUGAAGGAACACCUGCGAAUUCACAGUGGUGAAAAACCAUAUGAGUGUCCAAACUGCAAGAAACGUUUCUCCCAUUCUGGCUCCUACAGUUCGCACAUCAGCAGCAAGAAGUGUAUUGGUUUAAUUUCUGUAAAUGGCAGAAUGAGAAACAAUAUCAAGACGGGUUCUUCUCCUAAUUCUGUAUCUUCCUCUCCUACUAAUUCAGCCAUCACACAGCUGAGAAACAAGCUGGAGAAUGGCAAACCACUUAGUAUGUCUGAGCAAACAGGCCUACUGAAAAUUAAAACAGAACCACUAGAUUUCAAUGAGUACAAGGUUCUUAUGGCCUCACAUGGGUUUAGUGCAACUAGUCCUUUUAUGAAUGGUGGACUUGGAGCAACCAGCCCCUUAGGAGUUCAUGCGUCUGCUCAAAGUCCAAUGCAGCACUUAGGUGUAGGGAUGGAAGCACCCUUGCUCGGGUUUCCUGCAGUAGGCAGCAAUUUAAGCGAGGUGCAGAAGGUCCUACAGAUUGUGGACAACACGGUUUCCAGGCAGAAAAUGGACUGCAAGGCUGAAGAGAUCUCCAAGUUGAAGGUUUACCAUAUGAAGGAUUCAUGCUCUCAAGCUGAGGAACAAGGAGUUACCUCCCCCAAUAUUCCCCCUGUGGGUCUUCCAGUAGUAAGUCAUAAUGGUGCCACUAAAAGUAUUAUUGACUAUACAUUAGAGAAAGUCAAUGAAGCCAAAGCUUGCCUCCAGAGCUUGACCACAGACUCGAGGAGGCAGCUCAAUAACAUUAAAAAAGAAAAGCUGCGAACCCUAAUAGACCUGGUAACUGAAGACAAGAUGAUAGAGAACCACAACGUAUCCACUCCAUUUUCAUGCCAGUUCUGUAAAGAAAGCUUUCCUGGUCCCAUUCCGUUGCAUCAGCAUGAGCGUUACCUGUGUAAAAUGAACGAAGAAAUCAAGGCAGUCCUUCAGCCUCAUGAGAACAUGGUUCCCAACAAACCUGGAGUGUUUGAUAAGCAAACCCUCUUGCUGUCAUCAGUACUUUCUGAGAAAGGAAUGACUAGCCCCAUCAACCCAUACAAGGACCACAUGUCUGUACUUAAAGCAUAUUAUGCUAUGAAUAUGGAACCCAACUCUGAUGAACUACUGAAAAUUUCCAUUGCUGUUGGCCUUCCUCAGGAAUUUGUGAAGGAAUGGUUUGAACAAAGAAAAGUCUACCAGUAUUCAAGUUCCAGGUCACCAUCACUGGAAAGGGCCAGUGCCAAGGUGGCGCUGGCUGCCACCAACAACACUCCCACUAAAGACUCUUUGUCAGCCAGAUCUCCAAUAAAGCCUGUGGACUCUAUAACUUCACCAUCUAUAGCUGAACUCCAUAACAGUGUUACUAAUUGUGAUACUCCUCUCAGGCUAACAAAACCUCCUCAUUUUACCAAUAUUAAGCCAGUUGAUAAAUUGGACCACUCUAGGAGCAAUACUCCUUCUCCUUUAAAUCUUUCUUCCACAUCUUCUAAAAACUCCCACAGUAGUUCUUACACUCCAAACAGUUUCUCUUCUGAGGAGCUUCAGGCUGAGCCAUUGGACUUGUCUUUACCAAAACAAAUGAAGGAACCCAAAAGUAUUAUAGCCACAAAGAACAAGACAAAAUCUAAUAGUGUAAAUUUAGAACACAACAGUGUUUCUUCAUCAUCUGAAAACUCAGAUGAGCCGCUGAACUUGACUUUUAUCAAGAAGGAGUUUUCUAAUUCAAAUAAUCUGGAUAAAAGCACUAACCCAGUAUUUGGUAUGAACCCAUUUAGUGCCAAACCUUUAUACACAACACUUCCACCACAGAGCGCAUUUCCCCCAGCCACUUUUAUGCCACCAGUCCAGACCAGUAUUCCUGGGCUGCGACCAUACCCAGGACUAGAUCAGAUGAGCUUCCUACCACACAUGGCCUAUACCUACCCAACUGGAGCAGCUACUUUUGCCGAUAUGCAGCAAAGGAGAAAGUACCAGCGGAAACAAGGAUUUCAGGGAGAAUUGCUUGAUGGAACCCCAGACUACAUGUCCGGCCUGGACGACAUGACGGACUCCGACUCCUGCCUGUCCCGGAAGAAGAUCAAGAAGACAGAAAGUGGCAUGUACGCGUGUGACUUAUGUGACAAGACAUUCCAGAAGAGCAGUUCCCUGCUGCGACACAAAUACGAGCACACAGGAAAAAGACCACAUCAGUGUCAGAUUUGCAAGAAAGCAUUUAAACACAAGCAUCACCUGAUCGAGCACUCACGCUUGCACUCCGGGGAGAAGCCCUACCAGUGCGACAAGUGCGGCAAGCGCUUCUCGCACUCGGGGUCGUACUCACAGCACAUGAAUCACAGGUAUUCCUACUGUAAGAGAGAGGCAGAGGAGAGGGAAGCAGCCGAGCGGGAAGCCCGUGAAAAGGGUCACUUAGAGCCCACCGAGCUACUGAUGAACCGGGCCUAUCUACAGAGCAUCACUCCCCAGGGGUACUCUGACUCAGAGGAGAGAGAGAGCAUGCCGAGAGACGGCGAGAGCGAAAAGGAGCACGAGAAGGAAGGAGAAGACGCGUAUGAGAAGCUGGGAAGGCAAGAUGGGGAUGAAGAGUUUGAGGAAGAGGAAGAGGAGAGCGAAAAUAAAAGUAUGGAUACGGAUCCAGACACGAUAAGAGAUGAAGAGGAGACUGGUGAUCACUCAAUGGACGAUAGUUCGGAAGAUGGGAAAAUGGAAACCAAAUCAGAUCACGAAGAAGACAAUAUGGAAGAUGGCAUGUAAUAAACUACUGCAUUUUAAGCUUCCUAUUUUUUUUCCAGUAGUAUUGUUACCUGCUUGAAAAACACUGCUGUGUUAAGCUGUUCAUGCACGUGCCUGAUGCUUCCAGGAAGCCUGUAGAGAUGGACUAAAGGGGCAGUUCAGCCAAGACAGAAUUAGAUGGAGUUUGAGCUGGGUAUUGUUAAGAACUGCAUUAUGCAAAAUUUUUGUACAGUGUUAAGGCCUAAAAACUGUGUGGUUCAGAGACUAAAUCCUGUGUUUAAUAGCAUUUAUACUUUAAGCACAAACUAGUAAAUUGUACGAAUUGCACUCAACUUAUAUAUCACUACAAACUUAAAAAAAAAAAAAAGAUAUGUCUAAUUUAUAUUAAUACAUUUUAAAAAGGUGCCCGCACUACCAUACAUCAGUAUUAUUAUUAUUAUUCCUUUUUAAUUUAAUGUGCUCGCACUACAGUACAUCAGUAUUAUGACUCCUCUGUACUUUCCUUUGCUAUUCAUACGUUUCCCAGUUUUCAGCCUAAGCAACCACACAAUUUUAGGCCUCAAUUUUUAUUUUAUUUUUCUGUGAAGGAACUUGAAGUGAUGCAUGUGUGAAUUUAAGAUACCGAAGUCUUAAAGUGACCUGGACAUGAAGGAAAAAGUAAGAUGAGAAAUAAAGAAAGCCUUUGUAAGGUGGUUUUAAAAGCCUUAUAUGCAAACCUUUUAAUCUGUGUGUUUCUGCAAGUGCCAUCCUUGUAUAGUGUUAAGAGGGUAACGUGUGUUACCUUUGCACCAGCUUCAGUGUUAAGCUCACCCUGUUCUUUGAAGCACCCAUGUCAGUAUUAGAAGAAUAGGCAGCAGUUCCUUAGUUUACAUAUGUUUGUGCAAUUUUUUUCUGUACUUUUUUUUUUUUGUUCAUUAAUUUUGUCAGUAUUACACCAAACCUUUUUUUUUUUCC